Messenger RNA from Cuscuta europaea, 640 nucleotides. The record is from the annotation of a GenBank genome assembly. NCBI's taxonomy places the organism in Eukaryota, Viridiplantae, Streptophyta, Magnoliopsida, Solanales, Convolvulaceae.
CACGAUAGGAUGAGUGCCUUCGAGAUGCUUGAACACUUGAAAAGUCUGUUUGAUUCAGAAAGUCAGACUCUAGAGUAUGAACUUCUGACAGACAUUUUCAAGUGUAGGCUUCAAGAGGGUGGCAACGUGUCUGAGCACGUCCUCAAAAUGAUUGGCUUAAUUGAAAGAGUUGCUACCACUGGAAUUAAGUUUGAGGACUGUGUCUCAGCUGAUAUCAUCCUAUAUUCGCUUCCAAGUUCAUUUACUAACUUCAUUGUGAAUUAUAAUUUGAACAAAACGAAAGCGACCAUGCCUGAACUCCAUAACAUGCUCAAGUCUUAUGAAGCCUCAACCUCUAAAGGAAAGACUGUUCUUAUGGUAAGCUCUAAUGCUAAGUCUCGUUCUAAGAACAAGAAUAAGCAAAAGAAGAAAGGUAAGGUUGGACCUACUCCUACAACUCUGAAGCCUAAAGGUGGAGGUCAUAUGAAGCCAAAGGUUGCAAAGGAUGUUUGCCUCUACUGCAAAGAGAAGGGGCAUUGGAAGAGAGAUUGUGAGCUGUAUAAGGCUAAUCUAGCCAAAGCACCGGGUGCUUCAAGCUCAGAAGCCUGAGAAGCAGUGUAGCAGUUGGACUGGGUAAAAUUGACCUACGCGUGAAGACUGG